AUGCCACACUUGUCGAGUCUCGGCAAGGCCGUCCUGUGCUUUGCAAGCGCUAUUUUGCAAACGCCCAGCUUCGUCGUGGCAGUCAAUCCCAUCAUCCAAACGCGUUUCACCGCUGACCCUGCCCCUAUGGUCUGGAACAACACUGUCUAUAUAUUUACCGACCACGAUGAGCCAGGAGCGCAAACAGGUUUCAAUAUGACCGAUUGGCGCCUCUAUAGUACGACUGACAUGGUCAACUAUGUCGAUCUGGGAAGCCCGCUUGCGCUGGCCGAAUUUUCCUGGGCCUCCUACAAUGCUUGGGCUCCGCAGGCGAUUGAGAGGGAUGGAAAGUUCUACAUCUACGUAGCCGCUGGACAAAAGAACGGCAACAUGGCAGUCGGCGUUGCCGUGAGUGACAACAUCGAAGGCCCUUACAAGGAUCCACUCGGCAAGCCACUAGUCGCGACCUCGACUGGAAACAUUGAUCCUACCGUGUACAUCGACGACGAUGGUCAAGCUUAUCUCUAUACGGGUAAUCCUACCCUCUACUACGUCAAGCUGAACGAGGACAUGAUCAGCUAUUCUGGAGGCGUCCAGAAUGUCUCAUUGACCACUCAAGGCUUUGGUGCUCGGCCGAAUUUCCUGUACAAUCCUGAAAAGCCAACAACCUUCGAAGAAGGCCCUUGGUUCUACAAGCGCAACGGACUCUACUACCUGAUGUACGCAGCUGAUUGCUGUCCGGAAGAUAUCCGAUACUCGACUUCGAACGGCCCUACAGGACCGUGGCAGUAUCAAGGUGCUAUUAUGGCUGAGCAAGGCGGAUGCCUUGGUAACCAUGCUGGUGUUAUCGACUACAAAGGCAACUCGUACUUCUUCUAUCACAAUCAAGGAGUAGCUGGUGGCGGUCAGUACGAUCGCUCUGUCUGCGUGGAGCAGUUCACAUACAAGUCGAAUAACUUGUUUCCAACGAUCAAAAUGACAUAUACAGGAGCGCCUCAGAUCGGCACAUUGGACCCUUACCAACGGGUCGAGGCUGAGACAAUGGCAGACUCGUAUGGUGUCAACACACAGCCUUGUAGCCAGGGUACACAGAAUAUCUACGCUAUCGAGGACGGUUACUGGCUUAUGGUUGAGGGUGUUGAUUUUGGUUCAGGAGCAUCCAAAUGGACUGCAUCGGUUGCGUCCGACACGCAGGGGGGUAGGAUUGAGCUUAGGCUUGGCAGCGUCACUGGUACGGUUGUUGGCUCUUUGACUGUUCCAGAUACUGGAGGAUGGCAGAGCUGGAAGACUAUGUCUACCUCCGUCAGUGGGGCGACCGGUGUGAAAAACCUCUAUUUGGUGUUUAGAGGCGAGCCCGGCUUUCUGUUCAACGUCGACUACUGGUUGUUUUCAAAGUGA
Messenger RNA from Penicillium riverlandense, 1377 nucleotides. Its product is annotated as glycoside hydrolase family 43 protein. Bases 1 to 1377 code for a protein of 458 amino acids. NCBI's taxonomy places the organism in Eukaryota, Fungi, Ascomycota, Eurotiomycetes, Eurotiales, Aspergillaceae. The record is from RefSeq and is a predicted model, not a curated record. The transcript has a single exon. Gene Ontology annotation, molecular function: hydrolase activity, hydrolyzing O-glycosyl compounds; carbohydrate binding. Gene Ontology annotation, biological process: carbohydrate metabolic process.